Messenger RNA from Hippoglossus stenolepis (Pacific halibut), 1692 nucleotides. RefSeq names its product TBC1 domain family, member 7 (gene tbc1d7). Gene Ontology annotation, molecular function: GTPase activator activity. Gene Ontology annotation, biological process: negative regulation of TOR signaling; activation of GTPase activity. NCBI's taxonomy places the organism in Eukaryota, Metazoa, Chordata, Actinopteri, Pleuronectiformes, Pleuronectidae. The record is from RefSeq and is a predicted model, not a curated record. Bases 330 to 1214 code for a protein of 294 amino acids. The transcript is spliced from 8 exons.
GUGCUUCACAUCAACAUCCGGAGCUAACGUGUAGCAGCUCGUAAAAUCUAUUUAUCUUUGCAAACGUGUCAUAAACUCUGCUUAUGAAGAUCAAAUGAUCAAACUGAAUUUAGUGAUGUAUCUUCAAAGUUAGGAAUCAAAGAUAAAAACGAAGAAAAGUCCGGAGUUCGUUGUUUUCUGCGUCUAAACCUAACGUUAGCUUGUUAGCUUGCAGGGGCUAUGUAGCAGCUAGCUUGAAGCUAACGCUGGCUACAGGCUGGAAACGUAACAACAUCGAGAUAAAGUGAAGACAGUGUUUGCGUUGCAGGACUCAGAGUCCGGCUCACAUCAUGGCCGACGACCCUCAGAGAAACUUCCGCUCUGCUUACUAUGAGAAAGUUGGCUUCAGAGGAGUGGAGGAGAAGAAAUCCCUGGAGAUCCUGCUGAAGGAUCAUCCUCUGGAUCUGGAGAAGCUGAGCACCUUCAGUCAGAGGUUCCCCCUCCCCUCCAUGUACAGGGUCCAUGUGUGGAAGGUGCUGCUGGGCAUCCUGCCCCCACACAGUGACUCCCACUCUCUGGUGGGAGGCUACAGGAAGGAGCAGUACCAGGACAUCCUGGAGGCCCUGGAGGUCAUGAGGUACAUCAACUCCUCCACCCCCUUCACCCACGUCUACCUGCGCAUGUUCCAGCUGGAGAGCCAGGUGCUCCAGCGCUCCUCCGAGACCACACCCCCGGAUGAAGAGAACGAGGACUUCCUCUCCAUCAGCAGAGCCAUGGAGGAGAUCGUAGACGAUCCCGUCGACUGCUACUGGCUCAUCAAGUGUUUCAUCAACCAGUUCCACACAAAGUUCGGAGACUCGAUACCUCAUCUCCCGAAAAGCCUGGAGCAUUAUCUGAGUCAGGAGGAUCCGCGGCUGCUGAGCCACCUGAAGAACACCGGAGCCCUGGCUCAGCUGCCGUACGGACUCUGGUUCAGACGCUGCUUCGCCGGGUGCCUGCCGGAAUCCAGCCUGCAGAGGGUUUGGGACAAGGUGAUCAGCGGCUCCUGUAAGAUUCUUGUGUUUGUUGCUCUGGAGAUUCUGCUGAGCUACAAGAUCAUGUUGAUGGGCAUCAACCGGCCGGAGGGCACAGUCAAGUUCUUGUGCAAUAUUCCGCAGGAAAACACAGACGCCAUCGUGACCAAAGCCAUCGACCUGUGGCAUAAAUACUGCGGCACCCUGGUGCACGCUGUGUAGCCACACGGAGGAACCAGAGGUGUGAUGCUUUCCCAGAAUGCAGCAGGACUUCCUCUCAAACUCCACAGACUGUGGCGUUUACUCUCCGUGGGGAUUUGUCUCCGCUCGACUGAACUGAAAACUCAUCACUGGCUGUUGAUGAUAAGCCGAGCGACUCUGGAACCACUUUACAGAUGCACCAGUCAAUUUCCAGCUUUCCCCUAAAGACUAUGACGAGAGAGGCUUGGAUAAGGAACCCUGACGAGGACGUUGAAGGAGAUCACUGACGCAUGUUAUGUGUGGAUGUAUACGUUUGUAAAGAGACAAAGGAAGCAUCAACUUAUUACCUUUUAAUAAGUUUCUUUCUUUAAGAAACUGCAUACAUCAUAGAAGACUCACAAUAAAUUAAUACCCACAUGCAGCUUUUCUGCUUUACAAAAAACAUCUGAAAAGUCUUGUUUACUUUCUUUAUGUACAACAUGUCUUAUAGUUCUGAGAU